GCAUGCCCGAUUAGAACGCGAUGUAUGAUUUCGUGACGUAAUAGAACGUUAAGACGUCACAAGUACGCCGUGUGUUUUGUGUGUAACGAACAAGUUGUGAUGCCCUGACACGGGCUAGGGCACAAUGCACUGUCCUUGUUGCUGGGCACGGGUUAGAUCACCGGCAGAAACGUAUAACGCAUAGGCGCCGCCACUAGUAAGUAGAGACCUUCACACUAGCACCCUGUCGGUAUAUUCAAUACGAGAUAGUGAUGUGGUUUGGAAGCAAAUCCGAUCCCGAGCCGAAGAUAGACAAGAUUCGGGACGACGUUCGUCUGAAGAAGAAAGGUUCUGACGGAGAUUUCUCGCCGUGCAAGCGCGUGCAGGGUCUGGUGGCCCUGGGGUACGAGAUGGGAGAGGUCAUCGGACAGGGGCAGUUCUCCAAGGUGCGGGUAGCGUACUGCCCCAAGCUGAGAAGGAAAGUCGCAGUCAAGGUCAUCUCUAAGAGGAAGUCUCCUAAGGAUUAUCUCCGUGACUUUGCGCCUAGGGAGGUCUCCAUACUUCAGCACCUUAACCACAUAUAUAUGAUUGACAUCUACCGGGCCCUGGAGGACCAGCGCAGUAUGUACCUGGUGAUGGAAUAUGCCGCCAACGGAGACCUGCAUGACUACAUCAACACGAAAGGGCAUCUGGACGAGACGGAGUCGCGAGCGCUGUUCCGUCAGCUGAUAGAGGCGGUGGCGUACCUACACAGGGCCCGGGUAGUGCACAGGGACAUCCGGCCUGAGAACUGUCUGUUAGCCGAGGGAAACCAGCUCAAGCUAGCAGACUUUGGUUUUGCUGUCUGGAACCGGACGAAAGAAAUGCUGAACGCACACUCCGGUUGCUAUGGCUACGCCGCUCCGGAGGUAGUAGAGGGAGAGCGUUAUGACGGAGAGAAAGCAGAUGUGUGGAGCAUGGGUGCCACACUGUUUGCCAUGCUGAACGGACGGGAACCCUUCCCAGACUCGGGGGAUGUCGGCAUCCUACUCAACUCCAUGGCGCAGAAAUUCAGGUUCCACCAGAAGACUUCAAAGGAAGCGCGAGUUUUUGUACGGCGUAUGAUGAGUCUGGAUCCCGAAGACCGCCCCUACUCAGUCGACCUGCGCAAAGACGUCUGGAUACAGAAACCCUGUCAAAUCACAGACACCUACUCAGAAAGCUCCGUCACGUCAAGUGUCUGGAACGCUGACUUUGACUUGAACCAGGAACAUGGACUAGCCGCAGGUCAGCACAGCUUUGAAAUCCCGCCAAAGACCGUGACCAAACUACUCAAGUCUGUGGCGCUCAACAGUAUUGACACAGACGAAUCUCUGGUUCGGGUGAAGAGGGGCGUGGCGAGAAUCAACUCCCGGGAGAUCGGGAUCAGCGGGCCCGCCGCCAGGAGAGUCAGUGUCGCCCUCACCAGUAACGUGGACGUGUCCAAGCUUCCUGUGAAAGGGUCUGCCUCUGGCAAAUCCCUCGGUCAGAGGAUGAGCUCGAUGUUACGGCGUUCCUCCAGCAUUCUGCGGUCGGGCUCCCAGGUCCAGCUCCCCGCCCAGGAAAUCAUCGACGCCAUGGUAAAGCAGCGCCAGGAGGAGGUGAAGAGGGACAUGGGGCGGAUACACAGCAUGACCGGGGCUCUGUUCGCCUCUGCCGCCGGCAGGGCACGGAGACAGACCAUCUCCGCCAACCGCUUCGAGAUGGCGUACGUGCAAGUACUGCACGACAAGAUCGCUCAGGAAACAGGCUACGUCAUAGGAGAAACGCGCGGGAAAAUGGAGCGGCUACGGCACAAGCUGGAGAGAAUGGCGGGAGGGGAGGAGGCAGGCGGGGAGGGGUGCUGAGUUCCCCCGUCUACAGUAGCUGACUUCAUCGGAAACGUAUCUAACCAUUCAUAUUGUUAAUACAGACUUUUAGUACUGUAUUGGUGCUCAGAAAAAUGCAAUUGUUUACACUGAACUCAAACGAUAACAUCAGUUGAGUCUGUAGUUUUAAUGUCUUUACUGAUUGAAAAAUUACAAAUGCUGAAUAAACACAUACAGCACAGUACAUGAGUGUCUGUGGCAUCUUACAAAGCUUUAAGCCUAAGCCAAUACAUGCAUUGCGAGAUUUUUAACACAUUUAACGAUAAUGACAUAAAAGUACGUCUUAAUUCCAAUUUUAUCCACAUUCUGUGGUACAUUUGUUACACAAGUCCUAACAAUAGUGACCAUUGAUAUACACAUCCCUACACAUAAGCAAAACUUAACCACCCUUCCUCUAUCACCGAACAGAAGUAGACAACAUUGGAGAUGCUUUUUCAGCAAUAUAGUUCUGUAUAUAGUCUAUCUGUGUUCACACACAGGACUGUACCAACAUCUUCACAUUUCUCUCUCUGGUUGUGAGUUGAAAAUCAUUAAGCAUGGUUAAUGACCACCCGGAGAUCAAAACCCAAAUAUGCCAAGUUUACCUGCAGAUGUACAGAACAGACUGUUGACAUCUGUAAACAAAGUAUAGUUAAGCAAAGGGUACAUCUGAUUAUCAGACAACCAGUAGAUACAGUAUGCAUGUGAAGUGUCCUGACUAGGCAUAGCAGCAAUUCUAAAUAAGCCAAACAACUGGGUGAUGUUCCAAGUAAUUGAGAUACUAAAAUAUCAAUUGUUUUCAUUGCAAUGUUCUUUCAAAACAAACCAGUAUUUCAAAGUUGUUCACACAAUACUAUGGUACAUGUAGUAUCAUUUUGUAAAUAUAUUUCAUAGCUCUUUUCUUUCCUUUCCUUUCACUGCACCCAAACCGUGUGUUUCUAUCCUCUAGAAAACUUGUUCACAUACUAGUAUACUACACAAGCUAAUAGGUAUAAAUUCUGUCUGGGCCCUUUUCAGCAGUAGGCUCAUGUAUAUAUCUAUAAUUCAGUUUGGCAUUUUCAAUACCUUAUUGCUUUCACAUUCUUCAAAAAUACAGAAAUCCUUCUCUUAUUAUCACAUACAUGUGUCAGCUGUAGACAUCCUAAGCAGCGUAAUUGUACAUGCGCACUAACAAUCUACACUAGUUUUACUAGUAAAUGUACUUACACAUGCACAAAUAUGAAUUAUGCCCUUUGUACUACCAGCUGCUUGUAGUUGUUAUCAUGCAACAAUAACAAUCCAUGACUACAAUUCAAUCACUGGUUACUUGUACUUCUAUAAUACUGUCAUUAGUAUAUAUGUAUAAAGUACAGUAUAUAGCUUUAGCUGUCAAGAAGUUUUUAGGCAUGUAUAAAACAAGACAACUUUGCUAUGCCUUUGACCUUGAUGUAACCAUGGCUGAUUGACAGUUAAAUUCCCUGAACUUAAUAAACUGCAUUGUUUAGAAGUGAUGUAACAUCAUUGUGAAGAAAUGCUGAACAAGAUGUAGGAAAAUCAUGAGUUUUUGUUGCAAUGAUGUGGAUUUUUUUUCAAUCCCUCAAUAUCAGAUCCUUUGGCUUUGUUUUCUUGCAACAAAAGCUGACACAUUGUUACACGACACAGUUCUAUAAAGGAAUAUAUAAACUGUCUGAGCAGGGAAGACUGAUAGCAUGAUUCUACAUGGCACUUUGGAGCAAGAAGGGGGAAAAGCUGCCUUGAUAGUAGAAAGCUGCCCAAGACAUAAGCUUUGCAUAAGAUUGGAGGAAUACUUUAAGCAAACCUGAUGCAGACUGUCUGAAACAAUACCCAUUGUACUGGAUAAUGCCUGCUGCUGCACAACAGACAAACAUACAGACAAGACAGACAUCAUGCAUCCAUACAUUUGUAUGAACCCUGAUAAUGUUCGAUUGCAAAGAUUUUUACGCAUUCAAAACUGUAGUAACUUCUGUAAUAUGCUAAAAGUAGAAACCUAACAUGCACCAUGGAAAUUCUUAUGUUGCCACACAAACAUCAAAUUUGUCUUAAUUUCUAGGUGAUGAAUUUUUACAAUCAUUCUUAACCCUAUUCUUAAUGAUGACAUACUUAUAGAGCUGAUGACAAGGCUAAUCAAGGACUUUGCUCUUGUGUUUGAGUCACUGACAGAGCCACCUAAUACACAUUUGUACUUAACAUGCUUCACUACAAGAUUUGUUUUGGGUACAAUGUGACAUGUGUACAUUCAUUAGCUGCAGUUUUGUUCAACUUUAUGUACAAGCAUGUAAAACAGUAGAACUGAGCCAAAAAAGCAGCAUCUUAGUGACAAGCUAUUCUGUAUGCUCCUAGCAAAAAUUGUUCACUACUGCUAGCAUUUCAUCCUGUAUAUUAAAGACAAUGUAUAAAUCUU
This is a messenger RNA of Branchiostoma belcheri (Belcher's lancelet), 4245 nucleotides long. Its product is annotated as CBL-interacting protein kinase 32-like. The transcript is spliced from 10 exons. The coding region runs from base 252 to 1844 and encodes 530 amino acids. NCBI's taxonomy places the organism in Eukaryota, Metazoa, Chordata, Leptocardii, Amphioxiformes, Branchiostomatidae. The record is from RefSeq and is a predicted model, not a curated record. Gene Ontology annotation, biological process: protein phosphorylation. Gene Ontology annotation, molecular function: ATP binding; protein tyrosine kinase activity.